AUGACAAAAACUGAAACUCAAUGUUCUUUGUGUCCAUUUCGACAUUUCAUGCAAAGAACAAUAUCAUCUAAUGGUACUAUAAUGACAGAAACUUGUGCAAAGUGUCCUGCUAAUAACAAAGUUUCUACUUACGGUGAUACUUGCAUACCGUGUCUUAACACAGACGAUAACUGUGAAUGUCAGGAUGAUGAAACAUGUAAAAAAGUUGAAGAGAAUAAAAUGUUUGUAAUGAUUGAACUUGAAAAUGGAUCACAGGAAAGUUCCACCUAUAUAGCCAAGAAUAUCAGAAGAGUGACAAAAGGUUGUUCAAAUGGCAAUACACAAGCUUGUCAGCAUUUAGCAAACAUUUGUGUACUUCAAAAUUAUCGCAUGCAAACAGCUUCGGCAUGUACGGAAUUCGAAAAAAUUGCUAAUUCUAUCAUUUAUAAACGGAAUAAUGGAUUAUUAACUACACCAAUCUUAUUUUAUCACAAUAGCGAAGCAUCGAUUGAACUAUCACGUGAAACUGCUAUAUCAGCAAGUUUCAGUUUCAACAUAAAUCAUCCAAAUUCAUUUUUAGAAAUUAUUCUAAUUCAAUAUGCUCUAAAUGGUACCUUCAUUGGAAUGAAAACACUGAGUGAAAGUAAUCUGAAUAUUUGCUCACAACAAAAGAAUAAAUUUCACUUUGGAACAUUUUAUCAAAUGCAAUGUUUCAUUCAACUUCAACAUUUACUGCAUCUUUCUGGUGGCCAACCUAUUUUUAGUGAUUUAUUUAUUGCAUUCUUGAAUAAAUCUGCUCAAAAACAAAUGUAUGCUGUACCAAUUUUAAAUGAAAAUAUACGAUUACAUGGUGAAUUUGUAAAUCGUUUAACGCCAGAUGAAUUUUCUAAUUCAAAAUGGAUCCUCACUCGACGAUUAUAUUUUGUUGAUUCAAUUUCGCUGGACACUGCACAAAAUUCAGCUAUUAUUCGUUAUCCGGAAAAAAUCGAUAUUAGAGUACAAAUACAGUCUCAAAAAAAUGGCCAAAUAAUGCCUCCAUAUGUACGAAUCCGACAUGCCGAAAUACAGCGUAAUCCGGAAAAGCAACUUUUGGUACAAUUUGCUAUUACUUAUCAUACGAAUGAAUCACAAUUCUUCCAAUACAUCGAAAUUGCACUAUUCGCCUUGGCCGUCUUAUCAUUCAUUUUUGCUGCUAUACGAGCUUACAGUUGGGGAAAACGUUCUGGAAAAAUGAUUAUCGAUGGUGCUACGCUUAUCAAACUAAUAUUAUUUGAAUGUGAAAUUUUAAGCGAUGUAUUUUUAUUUGUUAUUUUAACACCAACUCUAUUCACUGUUUUUGCAUAUAAAAUGCAACAAAUACCACAAUAUGUAAUAUUUAACAGCAAACAGGAAGAGAUAUUACUAAAAUACAUAUUAGUAACAACGGUACUUAAAUUGAUCACUUUACUACACUGCAAUGCUCAUUUAAUUCUUACCAAAACAUUCUUCAUCGACUGGGAACGACCUCAUGUGACCUUUAAAACAAACAACAAAGCACCUGUCUCAUCUGAUGUCAGAGAGGAUGUGGACAUCACUCAACCUGUUAUAUGGCGAACAUAUCUCGUAGCAAAUGAAUGGAACGAAUUACAAGAUUAUCGUAAAACUAGUGUCGGUUUACAGAUGAUCACUAUGAUUGCACUACUCAAUUGGUUAAAACUUGAAAAUUGGGCAGCUAUUACACCUGGAUUAAGUACUAAUAUUCCAGCAUCCACAAAGAGUACAACAUUAAGUGAAUUGGCUAUUAUCAGUAGUAUAUACUUAACAGUAUCAGUAAUUCAAUGGAUUUUUCGUGUUACAAUUGUUGAACAACUCUUUCUUGAUCCAUUUCACAAUAUGAUCGAUCUCUGUUCUAUUUCAAAUAUUAGCGUUCUUGCGCUUACGCAUCCAUUGCAUGGAUACUACAUACACGGACGUUCGGUGCAUGAUCAAGCUGAUACUGAUAUGAUUAAAAUGAAUCAGUAUUUACAUAGAGAGCGAGAAAAUUUAUGUGGUACACGUGGUUUGGAAGCAGGUAGUGGUCUUCAGACUUACAUCGUUAAUUUACCAAAAGCAUUUCGUGAACAAUUUGAUGCUGCAUCACAGGUAUUGGAAAAUGAUAUAGAACAAUUGGAUAAGCUUACCGCUGAUCAUUUUGAUGCUACAACAACUAAUAUACAAAAAAUUGCUAAGGGACAUGAACAGUUAAAUAAUUUUUUAAUAAAAUUUAUUGAACAUAAUAAUCCACAAGCGGAUUAUAUUAUUAACGACACAUCGUUACCUGAAUUGUUAUGUGAUAUCGAAUUCACUGAUUCAUCGCAUGUGGGCAAUUUUAUAAGAGAUAAAUCAGAAAUAGCGUACAGUGCAGCGUUUAUUUAUGGAAACGAAUGGGUUUAUUUGUCGUUUGAAUUAUCACUAUUUUGUAGUGUGUAUAUCUUCACAAGAAGUUAUACAUGUUCAGCUUUUAUCACUUAUAUCAUAUCAGUUAUUAGCCGAAAACUUGUCUCAACUUUUUUCACUAAUCAUCUAAUUAAAAGUAGUUUUGUUGAUCAUCGAUUCUUAUUUUGA
Brugia pahangi is the source of this 2562-nucleotide messenger RNA. The record is from the annotation of a GenBank genome assembly. NCBI's taxonomy places the organism in Eukaryota, Metazoa, Nematoda, Chromadorea, Rhabditida, Onchocercidae.